AUGACGAACGAUGCCGGCAGCCUCAGCUUGUUGGAGUCGCGCCAAAUUCGCCAGGCCAUGAACGCCUUCAAAGCUUAUACGCUGGGCCGUGCGGAGGCUGACGCGUCCGCUAAUGGGGAGUUCUGGACGCUCAUGUUCAGUGGCCGGUCGGCGCCGUUCCUUCCCUGGAUGGAGGACGAACCCUCACUUAAACCCGCAGUACCAGCAAGAGAGGGAGACAGUGGCGCUGAACAGGAAGCAGCUGCCGACGUCGUCAUUGCCGAGACGCACGAGCAAAAGGGAGCGUCACCUGCUGAGGCAGGAGCACAGUCCCAAGAGGUCACGAUGGUUACGAGCGAGAUGGAGGAGACGAGGGAGAGGCUGCGCGCUGCUGAGGGCGCCGUGAGCUCUACAGACGACGAGCUGCUGACGGGGCAGCAGGAGAGGAGCGCCCUCCCUUUAGGGACGCCGGAGAGGGUGACGUCACUGGGGGAGGACGUAGGGAGCAGGGCGACGGAGCAGCCCGAAGGCGAGGAGGUUGGCCAGGAGGGCCCGCAAGCGGAGGGGGAGGAAGCGGAAGUGCUCCCUGUGGGUCGGCAGAAGACGGAGCACCUUCGCCGCCUGAUGGAGGAGCUAGAGAACAUAGCCGUUGAGCUGCAGAUUGCGCCGGCUGACACGUCCUUUCCACAAAACUUGGUGGAUCAGUGCAACGAGGCGGCGGAGCUAGCGGUGACAUGCUGCGAGCUGCUAGACGCAAAGGACCUGAUGGGGAAGGACGCCGACAUCAGCCUGACUGAGUCCCAGCAGAUCCGUAACACCAUCGAUUCCUACUCCAGAUACACCAUGGGCCGUGCCGAGGCUGACCAGGCCAUACUGGGGGGCGAGUUUGGGAGCCGUUCCCCGCCCUUCCUGCCCUGGAUUGGGGACGAGCACCGCCGCCUGCCACGCAAGGCCUUCCACAUUCCGGAAGAAGAGGGAGGGGGAGAUCCCGAGGCGCACCCCUGCUACGAACGCCUCAUGCUGCUCAUCAUCCUCAAGUGGAGCAAGCGCAAGAUGGUGCAGACGUUUAUGACGUGCUCCAAACUGGAGAACACGCCCAAGAUCACGUCGAGAAGGCCAGCUGGGUACUACCAAGUCGUGACCGCGCAGCACGGCCUGGUAGGGGCCAUCCAAGACAUAUACGCCCUUAGGGUGACCACGAACAUGGAUAUCUGCCAAAGCCGGCUGCAGCACCAAGUGCGGUUUUCCAGCGACUCGGUUGCCAAAGCGCCCGGCUACCCGGCGGGAGACUUCUACCAGUGCGACACCGUGGAAGAGAAGCUGGCGUUCGUCAAGCACGACACCGCUUUCUUGCACUUGCAAGAGAGCCGAGUUGGCUCCAAGAGCGGGUACAAGACGAUGCCGGCGCUGGAGCUGAGCGAGACGGGGAAGCUGCAAGUGGGUGAUGCUGUGCGCAACGUGGGCGCCGUCGCAGCAAGAAACAACGGCGUCGUUACAGGCGCUGUUAUCAUCUAUCGCGACGACGGCAGGUUCGUCGGCAAAGUGCAAACAGAGGAUCCUGCCGCGAGCGCUGACGACGCGCCUGUCAACAAGAAGCACGGCUACUGCGAAGAUGGUGAGAGUGGAGGAAACUGGGGGGACACGGAGGAGGACGAGCGAGGUACUUACCCGGCGCUUGCCUACACGAACAACAGCGUGUCGACCUUCAACUACGUCUAUGCACCGGAGUACACGCUGGAGAGCUUCGAGAAGUACGUAAUGGGCGCCAUUUGA
Messenger RNA from Klebsormidium nitens, 1752 nucleotides. The record is from the annotation of a GenBank genome assembly. NCBI's taxonomy places the organism in Eukaryota, Viridiplantae, Streptophyta, Klebsormidiophyceae, Klebsormidiales, Klebsormidiaceae.